AUGUUUGGAGAAACACACUUCAUCCGUUCCAUCACAGUCCUAAAGCUCGCCUAUCCGCUGUAUAAUCAUCUGGCGACUCCUUUAGAGCUCUACUACAAUGUAGGCGAACAAAGCAUCUUCACCCAUCCCCAGGAAAAGCCAUAUCCAGCAGCCGUGGACAUCGAUACUGAAUUCCGCAUUGAACUAUCCCUUCCUGCUGACAUCCCUCCGGGCAGCUCGUGGAAGUUGAUGGCGAACUGGAGGAACGGCGCAACCGUGUUCGAAACCCUCUGUACAGUUCCCACCGCUCAGCCCGGGGAAGACAUCGACGACGGGCCUCGUCCUCUCUCAGUUAAGAUUGUUCUGAAACAGCUCAUACUCGACGGAAAGGCAAAACCUCUACCUUGGGCAUUGACCGAGGUGCUUUAUUGGAAACUUGAACCUCUGACUCCUUCACCACCUCGAGCAAUCUCAUUCUCCACGUGGUCAACGCGCGAUGAGACAUCUAUCCCGACCAGGCUCUAUACAUCUAUCCCGAUCGAGCUCUAUGUCUUUCCGUCCAACUUACCGGAGUUCUUCCAUAAAGGGGGGAUUCCUCUCAAAUUGCUCCGACUGCCUGCUUACUUGCCAAAAUGGAUGAGAGUAUCGUCGUGGGAACAAUAUAAGCCAUAUGGACCACCACAAGCUCCGAGGCAUGAUGUUUCUCGCAAUGUGGACUUGAACUGGGCAAGUUUUGUCGUCAACGCGAUGUUCUCUGAAUCCCGUCUCUGCUACGAGAAUUGGAAUGGAACAUAUCGCUACCUCUCAUUUGGAGCUUCGUCGAUCCGAGACCUCUUUUCCAAGAACCGCGGGUUCGAUUGCUGGUUAGAUCUGUGGCUGUAUGAAAUAAGCGGCUACUUCACAACUCAAGAUAUUUCAGUCAACUGCUACGAUCUUGCCGCUCUGUGCCAGAUCAUUGUUGCGCUAGGUGUUGACACUCAACAACAAGACCUUCGGAUGAAAUACAUGCAACCGUUCGGCUACAUUCGGCCAACCUUUUUGAUCGGCAGAUUCGAAGCCCAGCCAAAUCCAGACAACCCUGGCAGUCUUUGCAACAAUCCGUUCUACGGAGACCCGAACCGGGCCCCAGCGAUGUUAUGCGACCACAAUCUUCUCAACCGGUCACGCUUUGGUAAUCACAUGUUUUUGAGCCUUGGUCAAGUGAUGGCCAUACCCAACGUUCUGGACGCAUGCUGUGGGCCUCAACUCGGUGCUGUUUCUCUGCUCGACUACCCACAGGCUGUCGUAGACACGACAACACCAUUGUGUGCCUUGAACGGAUCUUCACCGGGCACGAUUGCCGACAUCACGGACGGGCCGGGCGUCGGAGCACUGGUCAUUGCUCGCCCCUUUCACUGGCAAGACCAGACAGCACCACAGGCAGACACGGUGUUUGGCGACGUUGCCGCUGCGUUGAACGACAAAGGCAACUGGAGAGAGCCGCUCAUGAUGGUUCCGGCCGAUGCUCGGAGCGUGACGGCAAAAAUGUACUGUCAGAAACUCGUUGAGGUGAAUAGCGAAGGGAAAAUCACCAUGGACACUAUCACGGUUGAGGUGUCUCGGUACACCAAUCCCUAUGCCUUGAUACAAGACUACAACCUCCGCGUAGUCCAUUUUCCAGCAUGGACACAGAGUGCGGUCGGAGGCCACGAGGCUCCAGGUACGGGACUCAGCGUCAGUGGAAGCCUCCGGAUGUUUGCAGACGACAAGAAUUUAUACCUCGCCACCAUUGAGUCGAUCAGCAACAAGAGUCCAGAUACGGCUGCAUUGAAAUUGCAACUCGAAAAGACUCUUGGCAACGCCUUCGCCAAGUUCGACUCCAAGAGGCAGAGAAUCAUGUCGGUCAGUACCCAGCCGGCAGACAUGCCGCAAGCUGUGGGAACCAAGCUCACGGUCAGCUUGCAAGUAUCAAGUACCGGAGAUCGAUAUUGGAAAGGCUACGGCGUGAGACUCGCCCGCAGCAACGUGCUUUUUGUCCGAGCGACCUCAAGAGCUGGUGUGAUAGACUUUGAGUUUCUAGCUCGCACGCCUGGGUACGACACAGCUGUGAUUACCAUCUAUGGCGGCUAUUUCGAGACGGAUGGCAAGACGGUCAAUUUCUGGAUCCGUUGA
Molecule: messenger RNA, 2130 nt
Organism: Exophiala spinifera
Lineage: Eukaryota; Fungi; Ascomycota; Eurotiomycetes; Chaetothyriales; Herpotrichiellaceae
Exons: 3
Coding region: 1-2130 (709 amino acids)
Source: RefSeq, a predicted model, not a curated record